GUAAACUCGAGUACGCCCGUCCACCCACAGGCUUAUCGUUCACCGGAUGGGUGUUUGGAUCGAGGCUUUUGUUGAACGAAAGGAAUCAGAGAUCUGAGGCAGGAAAGCGCGAUGGAGACGGAGCGGUGAGGAGGAAUCGAGGCGAGAGGCAAGAAACAAUGGAACGCGUUAUCAAAGCCGCACGGUCGUCCGGAUCGCUUAAUCUCUCCAAUCGCUCACUCAAGGAGGUGCCCGAGGAGAUUUAUAGAAACUUGGAUUCGCACGGGGAGGAUGACAAGUGGUGGGAGGCUGUGGAAUUGCAAAAGCUGAUUUUGGCUCAUAACAACCUUGAGGUGCUGAACGAGGAUUUGAAAACUUUGAAUAUGCUGACUGUCUUAAAUGUCAGUCACAAUAAACUAUCUUCGCUUCCGAUAGCUAUAGGAGAGCUUCCAUUGUUGAAGGCUCUGGAUGUGUCAUUUAACUUGAUAACAAGCAUUCCUGAAGAGAUCGGCUCUGUGACUUCUUUGGUCAAGCUAGACUGUUCAAGUAACCAACUUAAAGAACUCCCCUUCAGUCUUGGAAGGUGCUUAGAUUUGUCAGAACUUAAGGCAUCAAAUAACUGCUUGACGAAAUUGCCAGAUGAACUUGCCAACUGUUCCAAGUUGAUUAAACUGGAUGUUGAGGGAAACAAGCUUACGUCUUUCACUGAGAAGAUGCUGAUGUCAUGGACUCUGCUGACAGAAAUCAAUGCUGCAAGAAAUUUUCUCACCAGCAUUCCAGAGAGCAUAGGUCUACUUGUAAAACUGAUCCGACUGGACUUUCAUCAAAAUAAAAUAUCAUCAAUUCCAUCUUCUAUCAUGGGUUGCUCUUCGCUUGCUGAGUUUUAUAUGGGAACCAAUUUACUAUCAUCUUUGCCAGCAGAGAUCGGUGCACUUUCUCGUUUAGGGACUUUAGAUCUUCAUUCGAACCAGCUGAAGGAGUAUCCUGUGGAAGCCUGCAAUUUGCGACUCUCUGUCCUAGAUCUAUCCAAUAACUCAUUGUCCGGCUUGCCAGCUGAGAUUGGUACAAUGACUUCUCUAAGAAAGCUAUUGCUGGCUGGGAAUCCCAUAAGAACUCUUCGAAGCUCAUUAGUGUCUGGACCCACACCAAUUUUGCUAAAGUAUCUUCGGAGUCGGCUUUCUGCUGAUGAAGAAUCUGGGUCCGGGACUAAAACUAUGAAGGAUGAUCAAAUUGCCAGAGCAACUCGAUUGUCUUUGUCUUCAAAGGAAUUAAAUUUGAGUGGUCUAGGAUUGACCACUGUACCUCCUACAGUAUGGGAGACGGAAGAUGUGGUAAGAGUUGAUCUUUCCAAGAACUCGAUUGAAGAGCUGCCAAAUGAACUAUCAACUUGUUCAUCACUUCAGGCCUUAACUCUGUCAGGUAACAAGAUUAGAGAAUGGCCGGGGGCAGUGCUGUCCACUCUUCCUAAUCUUUCUUGUUUGAAGUUGGACAAUAACCCAUUAGUACAGAUUACACGCAAUGGCCUCGAAUCCCUUACAAAUAUCAAAAUAUUGGAUUUAAGUGGCAACAAAUCCUCAUUGCCAGAAUCUUUUUCAUUUUCCAGCUUACCACAACUGGAGGAACUUUACCUUAGACGGAUGCAACUCAAUGAAGUGCCUCAAGGCUUGCUGACCUUGCAACGAUUACAGAUUCUUGACCUUAGCCAAAAUAAUCUUGCCUCAAUGCCCAAGGAAAUUAAGGGUUUAACUUCACUUGCAGAACUUGAUCUUUCAGACAACAACAUAUCCAUCCUUUCUCCGGAGAUGGGUUUGCUAGAGCCCAGUUUACAGGUUUUAAAACUUGAUGGGAAUCCACUCAGAAGCAUUAGACGACCAAUUCUAGAUCGAGGAACCAAGGCUAUUCUCAAGUAUCUUAAAGAUAAACUUCCAGGUCAGUAGUUCGGCAGUGCAGACAUGGGCAUAUUUCCUACCUUAUGUUAUCAUUCACAGAUCAGAUCAGAUCGCAGCAGUCUUCCAGAUGGCAAAAAUUGGUCUGACAAGAAGCGUUCUGUAGUCAGCUUUUUCCUAAAGCAAAUGGAGGGCCUAAAAUGCUAUGUACCAAAUUUUACCAUGCAUUUUUGUCGCUCAUUCAUUUGACACUUGAGUGUGUUAAUCAUGCUUUGUAAGCUGUUCUUGUGUUGCUUGUUUCUGUAAUACCAAGACAGACAGUUGAUUCUGUUUGCAUUUUUUUUGUUUUAUCAGUUUUGUUUAUGAUUGGAUGUAAAAUGAUGCAUUUUAAUGGAUGAACCAUGUAUGCUGGCUUGA
This is a messenger RNA of Musa acuminata subsp. malaccensis (wild Malaysian banana), 2282 nucleotides long. Its product is annotated as plant intracellular Ras-group-related LRR protein 6. The record is from RefSeq and is a predicted model, not a curated record. NCBI's taxonomy places the organism in Eukaryota, Viridiplantae, Streptophyta, Magnoliopsida, Zingiberales, Musaceae. Gene Ontology annotation, molecular function: protein binding.